Molecule: messenger RNA, 1814 nt
Organism: Melospiza georgiana
Lineage: Eukaryota; Metazoa; Chordata; Aves; Passeriformes; Passerellidae
Gene: ODAD4
Product: outer dynein arm docking complex subunit 4
Exons: 12
Coding region: 9-1616 (535 amino acids)
Cellular component (GO): cytoplasm
Molecular function (GO): protein binding
Source: RefSeq, a predicted model, not a curated record
GCGCAGCCAUGGCGGACGACGAGCUCUUGCCCGUCCUCUCCUUCGGGGACCUCAUGAGCGAGGGGAUAGCCCUGAGCCGGCGCGGCCAGCACGAAAAGGCUCUGGGCCGCUUCAAUGACGCCCUGAAGCUGAGAGGAGCAGACAAGCACUGCCUCAUCACCCGCUCCAAGUGUUUUCUGAGACUUGGGGACACAGAAAACUCCCUGAAAGACGCUGAAGCCUCUCUCCAAAUUGAUGAUACAUUCUAUGAGGGGCUUUACCAGAAAGCAGAGAGCCUGUAUGCCAUGGGGGACUUUGAGUUUGCACUGGUGUUUUACCACCGAGGCCGAAGGCUCCGCCCCGACCUGCACAAGUUCCUGCUGGGCAUCCACAAGGCUGAGGAGGCCAUUAUCAACUGCAUUGGGAAUCCAUCCACAGUGAAGCUGGAGAACAAGGAGGGGCUGUGCUUUGUGAGCAGGCAGGCAGAGCUGCAGAGCAAAAAAGACAGCCAGAAACAGCAAAAAAAACCAAAGGACCAAAAGGAUCAAAAACACACCAAGAAGAAGAGUCCAAAAACAGAGCAACAGCUCCUGGGCCGGCUUUAUGAUGACAAGGCAUAUCUGGAGAAGUUGCUCAAGGAUGAAGACUUGAUGCAGAGCAGCACAAGGCAGGGGACCAAAGUCAUGGACCUGGUUAUGGGUGGCAUCUCCUACCUGAACCAGCGGCGGGACUUCUGGCAGCAGCAGAAGCCGAUGUACGCGCGCGAGUACGAGCGCAAGCUCCUGCGGCUGGGCUGGGGGCGGGACAGGAAACUGAAACCAGCCGAGAUCGCCAGGGCCAUCGCCAAGGAGAUGGAGGAUAUCGAGCAGAUGCUGGCCAGAGGUUCUGCUGAGCAAAGCUGCAGGAAAGCUGAACAUCUGCUGAAAAAGAUACGAGCCUGGUCAGAGGAUGAUGUUCCCAACAAGUAUGAACUGAUUGGGAACCUCCACAGCUGCAUUGGGAAUGCCCAGCUGGCAAUGGGACAGAUGGAGGCAGCUUUGAACAGCCAUAAGAUGGAUCUGGAAUGUGCCAGGGAGCACUCUCUGACAGAUUCCGUGUCCCGGGCCCUGGACAACAUCGGCCACGUGUAUGCCCGACUUGGAAAGUUCCAGCAGGCCAUCAGCACCUGGGAGGAGAAGAUUCCACUGGCCCAGUCCAGCCUGGAGAAGGCCUGGCUGUUCCAUGAAAUUGGGCGGUGCUACCUCGAGCUGGACAAUGCUGAAGUAGCCCAGGAUUAUGGAGAGCAGUCCCUGCAGUCAGCAGAUGAAGAGGGAGAUGUGGAGUGGCAGCUCCAUGCCACUGUGCUGGUGGCACAGGCACAAGUGAAAUUGAAAAAUUACCCGUCUGCAAUCCUGAAUUUUGAAAGGGCUCUGGAGAAGGCAAGGCUUUUGCCCAGUGAAACUGCUCAAAAUGGCAUCAUUGCGGCCUUGGAUAACGUGAGCAAAAGCCUCAUUGCAGAGCUGAACAAAGGCCAGAAAGACGGGGCGAUUCCCUCACAUGAAGAUCGCCUUUUCAGCAGGGAAAGCAUAAAAGCCACCGCUGAGAAUGUGGAAGAGGAGGAGGAGGAGGAGAAAGGGAAUGAAGAUGAACAGCCAUAAGAGGAAGCCAGAAACAAUAUAGAGAAUAAGAAAGGUUAAAGGGGGGGGAAGUAAAUAAGCAGAAGAAAAGGUUAAAGGGGGAAAACAGACAAGGAAAUAAAGGACAGCAGAGGGAAAAAGUAGAGCCUAGGCGGGAAGUUUAAAUAAAUAUUGAGCAAGCGUCGUACCCAGCAGUGCAGUGGUGCGUCCCUAGCCGGG